AAAGGAAAAACAAAAAAGAAGAAAAGAGCCCAAAACCAAUAAACAAUUGAAAAGCGAAAAAGAGCCGAAGUUAAAAUCCUCCAAUAGAAAAGCAGCAGAAACCAAAUUCCAAAAUCUACUGUUGCUCAUUCUGAUUACGCAGAUAAACGGGUCGUACCGUUUGACUCUGAGAUCUACACUUCCCCCAUCAGAAUCAAGUUUUUGUUGAGUAUUCGGGAAUUCCCAUUUGCAAUUCUUGAUCGAUUUUUGUGUAAGUCUCUCUUUUUCGUCGGUGGUAUUGUGUUGAAAUCUAUAUUUGUUGUGUAUGGAUACAUGAACGAUUCUCUUGGGUUUAUAUAUCUCGUGUAUAUGUAAAGUUUUCCAGAAACGUAGAUGGAUAGCAAUUACUCUAAAUUACAGGUGAAAGAUGGGAACUAUCAGUUCAAAGAUCCGUCUUUCAGAUUGUAUUCACCAGACCAUGGUAAUGGGUAUUUGAAUCCGCCGAAUGCGGAUGAUUUAGAUGUUGAAGAUGUGAUAGAUCUAGACGAGCUACCGUUUAUUUUCGGUGAAAGGAAAUCUGGGUCGGGGAUUUAUGGUGCUGUUUUUAAUCUUACGACCUCUGUUAUUGGGGCUGGCCUCAUGGCCUUGCCGGCCACCAUGAAAGUUUUGGGCUUGAUUUUGGGUGUAAUCUUGAUAUUUUUGAUGGGUAUUUUGUCUGAGAUUAGUGUGGAAUUUUUGGUCCGAUUUUCUGUCCAAAGUAAGGCAGCCACAUAUGGGGAGGUUGUGCAGGCUGCAUUGGGGAGGACGGCGAGGACUUUGUCAGAAAUUUGCAUAAUAAUCAACAAUGCUGGUGUUUUGGUUGUGUAUUUGAUCAUAAUUGGGGAUGUUAUGUCGGGAUCUCUCCGUCACAUGGGUGUUUUAGAUCAAUGGUGGGGUCAUGGUUUUUGGGAUCAUAGGAAGAUAGUGAUUCUAGUUGUUCUGGUGCUUUUUCUUGCGCCGUUAUGUGCUUUGGAUAAAAUUGAUUCCUUGAGCACAACUUCGGCUGCUUCUGUAGCACUUGCUGUGGUUUAUGUUGUUGUUGCAUUUAUCAUAGCUGCUAUCAAGCUUGCUGAGGGAAAGAUUGAGCCUCCAAGGAUGUCGCCAGAUUUUGGUUCCUGGAGCGCCAUUCUUGAUUUUCUUGUGGUGAUUCCUAUCAUGUCGAAUGCUUAUGUGUGUCACUUUAAUGUUCAGCCUAUCUAUAAUGAGCUUGAAGAACCCUCACCGCAUAAAAUGUAUCGAAUAGGAAGGAUCACGACUAUUAUUUGCGUUUUGAUAUAUGCUUCCACUGCCAUUGCUGGCUAUUUACUCUUUGGAAAGGAUACCGAGUCAGAUGUGCUCACUAACUUCGAUAAGGAUCUUGGGAUUCGGUUUAGCACUGCUUUGAACUACAUUGUCCGUAUUGGUUAUGUUCUUCAUUUGAUUCUUGUGUUUCCCGUGGUUCAUUUUUCCUUAAGGCAAACUGUGGAUACCUUAAUUUUUGAAGGAUUAAAUCCACUAUCUGAGAGCAGGAAGAGGUGUCUCGUCAUAACCUUCGUGAUCUUAGGUCUUAUAUAUCUGGGCUCAACCACGAUCCCUAACAUUUGGACAGCUUUUAAGUUCACGGGAGCAACAACAGCGGUUUCCUUGGGUUUCACCUUUCCAUCCCUCAUCGCUUUAAGGUUAAGCAAAGUAGGGAGCGGAUUGAGCCAAGCGGAGAGGUUCUUGUCUUGGUUGAUGUUGACAUUGGCGAUCAUAGUAAGCAUUGCUGGAGUGAUUGGAAACAUCUAUACAUUCCAAAGCAACUGAAAGAAGGCGACAUGGUUCAGACCUGUUUGCUUGGGUAUUUUUUUGUCUACAUUCUGCUAAAUCGGCCUCGUUAUUUUUCUUUCCAAUUUCCAGAGUUUGCCAAGAGACAGAAUGCUGCUAACAGCUAAGUCAGACCAGCCAACAAGUAUAAGUUUUGUUCCUGAAUAAAUGUAAUAGCUCAGAAAUAUAUACUUCUCGAUACUUUCCUCCUUCGCAAUGAACAGAAAACAUUCAUUUUUGUUUCCACACCCUUCAGAUAGUGAUUGCUCUUGUAUACCACUGGAUUGUUACAUCGCCGUUAAAAUGCAUUGCUUUACUGUAA
This is a messenger RNA of Sesamum indicum (sesame), 2125 nucleotides long. Its product is annotated as Transmembrane amino acid transporter family protein. Lineage: Eukaryota; Viridiplantae; Streptophyta; Magnoliopsida; Lamiales; Pedaliaceae. Gene Ontology annotation, cellular component: membrane. Gene Ontology annotation, molecular function: L-amino acid transmembrane transporter activity. The record is from RefSeq and is a predicted model, not a curated record. Gene Ontology annotation, biological process: amino acid transmembrane transport.